Trichosurus vulpecula (common brushtail) is the source of this 2062-nucleotide messenger RNA. RefSeq names its product Thy-1 cell surface antigen (gene THY1). The record is from RefSeq and is a predicted model, not a curated record. NCBI's taxonomy places the organism in Eukaryota, Metazoa, Chordata, Mammalia, Diprotodontia, Phalangeridae. Bases 184 to 672 code for a protein of 162 amino acids. The transcript is spliced from 4 exons.
AGUCCCCUGUCUGAAACUGCGGGCUCUGAGCCCCGUUCUGGGGCUUACAGACAACCUCUCAUCUUGCUGAGAAAGCAGUGGCGGAGGCGGAGGCAGCAGCGCAAAGGCUUGGCCCACAGGAGUGCCUCUGGGCCUGGCUGGUGACACUUUUGCUGCUACCUGAGUGUGCACCCUCAUCUUGACAUGUUGAGUCCCAAGAUUGGCAUCGCUGUCCUGCUGACAGUCUUGCAGGUGGCCUAUGGACAGAAGGUGAACGAUCUGACUGCUUGUUUGGUGGACAACAACCUGAGGGUGGACUGCCGCUAUGAAAAUAACACCAAGUCCCCACUUCAGUACGAGUUCAGCCUGACCCGAGAGAAACAAAAGCAUGUGCUGAACUCCACAAUUGGAGUGCCUGAGCAUGCCUACCGGAGCCGGGUCAACCUCUCCAUGUCCCAAAACUAUAUGGCCCUCUUCCUGAAAGACUUCACCCAAAAGGAUGAGGGCAUCUACUCCUGUGACCUGCGUGCUUCUGGGACUGGCGGCGCCACUAGCAGCAGGAACAUCACUGUCUACAAAGAUAAGCUGCAAACCUGUGGAGUCAUGAGCCUGCUGGUCCAGAACACCUCCUGGCUGCUACUGCUGCUGCUCUCCCUCCCCCUCCUACAGGCCACGGAUUUUGAGUGCCUGUGAUUGGCUGGGGGACAUGGAGGAGACAGAAAAGAUGAGGCCAAACCCCAGGAGGCCCUCUCUUUCUCUCUGAGCCGGCUGUCCCACUUCACCCCCCACCCUGGGGAGGCGAGAGGAGGCAGGGAACCCACCCUUAUAGAGGAAUCCUAGUUCCGCAUGCCAUCAUUCACCCAACUCUUCCUCCACCUUGCUGCCUCGCACCCCACACUCCCCUUACCUGGUACUACCGGCUGCAUUUUUGUAUUUGUCAUUCCAGGGCUGCUUCUGUGAUUUGUUUGGGGUUAUUUUUCUUCUUUUCUUUCCUUUGGAAGUUUGUAAAGCAAGGGAGCAAAGGGGCAGAGGAGAGACCAAACCAGCUUUUGGAUUGGCAAGGACUGAUUUGCUAUGACCUCAAGAGAGGCUCCACAGAGGAUAUACAUGAUGGUGCAGGGGAAAAAGGCACCUAGGAUCUUCUAUCCCUGCCUGAGUUUAGGGACAGGGAAUUAUACAGGGGAAGCAGUAUGUGGGAGGUGUCAUGUGCCAGGAGCAUCCCACAGCCAAGAUGGGAAAAACAGAACCAUUCUUGAGUUAAAGGAGAUGGAAGUUGUAGGUUUCCCAAACCUGCCAUGUUGUUUUUACUGAGCUGAAAAGAACCAGAAUGAUCAGUUGGAAAUGCCUCUAUCUUACCACUUUCAGAAAUCCCCCAGAAUUACCACUUUUCAGAAAAUCCCCCUCUGGCAAGAAGCCUAGCAUCAAAUGCAGAAGGGCCUAAAAAGCAAGGGGGAUGAAACUGGAGAAGAGAGGGGGAGCGAGCAGUUUCAGUGAACUGCCUAAGUGCUCCCUCUAGUCUCUGCACCCAAACCUAGUGAAUAGGGUCUAGCAUAGAGACAGGGAUGGUAAAUCUCCCAGUACUCCCAUCUCUGUUAUAUCCAUCUUCCUCAUCCUCUACCCAGCGCCCCCCCCAACUUUCACAAAAGCUUCCAGAAUUCAAACCCAGGAGUUGAUGAGCCAAGUCAGGCUGUGCUCAGAAAACCAGAUCCUUCUAUAUGAAGGAAGCCUCCUGUUUAAAGAGACUAGGCGGUGAGCUAAUAGUAUAGGUGUAGGUGGUAGCCGUGUCCAUGAGACAGCACCCCUUCUGCGGCAUUCCUGUCCCCCUGCCCUAUUAAUUGGACUGCUCAGGUAUCUCUCUGGUGACAUCACAAACCCGUGCUGGAGUUUUCUGAGGAAUACAACAGAGAAAGGCCAAUAAAAGGUGCCAAUCUUCACGAAAUGAGGUCUAAAAAACCAGAACCCAGCUCCCCAAGACCACUGGCAUUACCGUCUUGUCCUGUGACCAUGUGUAUCGUAUCCACAGCUUGUUGUAUUAUGGCAUCUAGGCAAGGAAAAAACUACACAAUAAAGCCAAGCCUCUGGA